ACGCUGAUGUGUCGGGGAGGCGGAGCUUAGGGAACGGCCCCUGGCGACGCACGUUCCUCGGACGCUGCCGCUGUGGCUGGCUGGCUUCUGCGGAGCCAUGGCGGUGUCUGCCGGGUCCGCGCGCGCUCCGCCGGGCUCUGAUAAAGUACAGAAAGACAAGGCUGGACAUACCUCAGGGCCUAGUAAGGCCAGCCACAUGAGAAAACUCUUGGGUUUUGAGUGGACAGAUGUGUCCAGCUGGGGAAGGCUGGUGACUCUGCUGAACCGACCAACGGAUCCUGCAAACCUGGCUGUCUUCCGUUUUCUCUUUGGAUUGAUGAUGGUGCUGGACAUUCCCCAGGAACGGGGGCUCAGCUCCCUGGACCGAAGAUACCUGGAUGGGCUGGAGGUGUGCCGCUUUCCCUUGCUGGAUGCCCUGCAGCCACUGCCACUUGACUGGAUGUACCUUGUCUAUACCAUCAUGUUUCUGGGGGCACUGGGCAUGAUGCUGGGCCUGUGCUACCGGACAAGCUGUGUGUUAUUUCUGCUGCCAUACUGGUACGUGUUUCUCCUGGACAAGACGUCGUGGAACAACCACUCCUACCUAUAUGGUUUGUUGGCCUUUCAGCUGACAUUCAUGGAUGCAAACCACUACUGGUCUGUGGACGGCCUGCUGAAUGCCCAGAAGCGGAAUGCCCAUGUGCCCCUUUGGAACUAUGCUGUGCUACGCGGCCAGAUCUUCAUUGUGUACUUCAUUGCGGGUGUGAAAAAGCUGGAUGCAGACUGGGUGGAAGGCUAUUCCAUGGAGAACCUGUCCCGGCACUGGCUCUUCAGCCCCUUUAAACUAGUGCUGUCUGAGGAGAUGACUAGCCUCCUGGUGGUGCACUGGUGCGGACUGGUGCUUGACCUCUCAGCCGGCUUCCUGCUCUUCUUCGAUGCGUCAAGAUCCAUUGGCCUCCUUUUUGUGUCCUACUUCCACUGCAUGAAUUCCCAGCUUUUCAGCAUUGGUAUGUUCCCCUAUGUCAUGCUGGCCAGCAGUCCUCUCUUCUGCUCCCCUGAGUGGCCUCGGAAGCUGGUAUCUCACUGCCCCAAAAGGCUGCAAGAACUGCUGCCCCUCAGGGCUGCCCCUCAGCCCAGUGCUUCCUGCUUGUAUAAGAGGAGCCGGGCCAAAGGUGGCCAGAAGCCAGGGCUGCGCCAUCGGCUAGGUGCGGCCUUCACCCUGCUUUACCUCCUAGAGCAGCUCUUCCUGCCCUAUUCCCAUUUCCUCACCCAGGGCUAUAACAAUUGGACCAAUGGGCUGUAUGGCUAUUCCUGGGACAUGAUGGUGCACUCCCGCUCCCACCAGCACGUGAAGAUCACCUACCGCGAUGGCCAUACUGGCGAGCUGGGCUACCUUAACCCUGGGGUAUUCACACAGAGCCGGCGCUGGAAGGAUCACGCAGACAUGUUGAAGCAAUAUGCCACUUGCCUGAGCCGCCUGCUCCCCAAGUACAAUGUCACUGAGCCCCAGAUCUACUUUGAUAUUUGGGUCUCCAUCAAUGACCGCUUCCAGCAGAGGCUUUUCGACCCUCAUGUGGACAUUGUGCAGGCUGCCUGGUCCCCCUUCCAGCGUACACCUUGGCUGCAGCCACUGCUGAUGGACCUGUCUCCCUGGAGGGCCAAGUUACAGGAAAUCAAGAGCAGCCUGGACAACCACACGGAGGUGGUCUUCAUUGCAGAUUUCCCGGGGCUGCACCUGGAGAAUUUUGUGAGUGAAGACCUGGGCAACACUAGCAUCCAGCUGCUGCAGGGGGAGGUGACCGUGGAGCUGGUGGCAGAACAGAAGAACCAGACUCUUCAGGAGGGAGAAAAAAUGCAGUUGCCUGCUGGUGAGUACCAUAAGGUGUACACAGUAUCAACCCGCCCUUCCUGCUACAUGUACAUCUAUGUCAACACUACAGAGGUUGCACUGGAGCAAGACCUGGCAUAUCUGCAAGAAUUAAAAGAGAAGGUGGAGAAUGGAAGUGAAACGGGGCCUCUACCACCAGAGCUGCAACCGCUGCUGGAAGGGGAAGUAAAAGGAGGCCCUGAGCCAACCCCUCUGGUUCAGACCUUUCUUAAACGGCAGCAAAGGCUCCAGGAAAUUGAACGCCGACGAAAUACCCCUUUCCAUGAGCGAUUCUUCCGCUUCUUGCUGCGAAAGCUCUACAUCUUUCGCCGCAGCUUCCUGAUGACUUGUAUCUCACUUCGAAAUCUGGCAUUAGGCCGCCCUUCCCUGGAGCAGCUGGCGCAAGAGGUGACUUAUGCAAACUUGCGACCCUUUGAGCCAGUUGGAGAGUCAAGUCCCUCAAACACAGAUUCUUCGAAUCCUAAUCCUGAACCAAAUUCCGGCCCUGUCCACUCAGAGUUCUGAGGUGGGCCAGAUGUUAGGUACAGAUGUGGGAGCAGCCAGUCACAGGACCAUUACCUAUGCAGGGGAAAAUUUA
Molecule: messenger RNA, 2444 nt
Organism: Rhinolophus ferrumequinum (greater horseshoe bat)
Lineage: Eukaryota; Metazoa; Chordata; Mammalia; Chiroptera; Rhinolophidae
Gene: GGCX
Product: gamma-glutamyl carboxylase
Exons: 15
Coding region: 98-2371 (757 amino acids)
Biological process (GO): peptidyl-glutamic acid carboxylation
Molecular function (GO): gamma-glutamyl carboxylase activity; vitamin binding
Source: RefSeq, a predicted model, not a curated record